AUGACGAUGUGCUUUCGCAGAUGCUGGGCGAAGCGAUCCUCCAGUAUCCCCACCGCAACCACUGCAGGCUCAACGGCCAAGCCAGCGACGAUGGACGCCGAAUCUCAGUCCGAAUUCCUCACCAUUCUCCCCAUCGAGACCCGCCUCCAAAUCUAUCGACAUGUCCUCCCACUGGGAACAGUCCAUUUCCUCUCUGAAAAGGACUACAUGUUCUACGUGCUCUGUGGGGACCGAGCCGCGCACACCACGCACGCCUGCCACGCGGUCCGCCGCGCACUCUCGCCCCUCCGCUACUGGGGCAUGGCCCUCGACAACAUAUCCGAGUUUGGCUGGGGAAAUCCGUAUCUCCCACCGGAAGUUGUUUCCAGGGGUGAGGUUUCGCUCCUGCGUGUGUGUCGCCAGGUACACGGUGAGGCUCUGCCAGUUCUGUACGAGGGAGUGACGUUUCAAGUGGACGAGCUGGAAACAUGGUUACGAUUUUCCAGUGGGGUUUUGGGUGAGAGGCUAAGCCUUGUCCGAGCGCUGCGGAUCAAAUUCAGUAUGCAAAGGGGAGCACCCGGACUAGUGUACGACGCAUUCUGGGCCGUCGUUGCGACGCGGAUGCCUCAUUUGUCUGAUCUCGAGGCCGAGGUUCAGAUUGAUCAUGGCGUGUCUCCCCUGCCUAGCGAUUCGGAUUGCGAGUGGUAUCGACCUCUCCGCGAGGUGCGUGGAUUGCGAAAUUUCUCUCUUAAAGCGGUCGGCCGAAACGAUACGGAGGAUGGUCGAACGAUUCGAGUUGUCUCUUCAGAGCUGAAGCGCACCAUGUGCUCUCCGCGCGAUGAAAGCUGCCCAAUUCCAACUUUCCCACGGUCGGAGAUCGACCUUGGCCUUCGCAAAUGGAGCUCUGGCUGGCGAUCCGGCUACCGAACCGACAAGCGCUGA
Messenger RNA from Aspergillus calidoustus, 921 nucleotides. The record is from the annotation of a GenBank genome assembly. NCBI's taxonomy places the organism in Eukaryota, Fungi, Ascomycota, Eurotiomycetes, Eurotiales, Aspergillaceae.